AUGAACUUUGAGGACGUGGCCAUUGUCUUCUCUGAGGAGGAGUGGGGGCUCCUUGAUGAGGCUCAGAGACUUCUGUACUGCAAUGUGAUGCUGGAAGUGUUUGCACUUGUCUCAUCUGCAGGUUGUUGGCAUAACACGGAUGAUGAGGAGGCCUGUUCUGAGCAGAGUGUAUCUGUACAAGGAGAGUCACAGGUCAGGGCGUCUAAGACAGAGCCAGCAACCCAGAGGACCCAUGUGUGUAAGCGGUGUUUCUCUGUGUUCAAAGAUAUUCUGCACCUGACUGAGUCACAGGCAGCAUACCUUGAGCAGAAGGCCUUCUUCAAUGACACACGUGUGAGAGACUUCUGUUUCAGUGCAAACCCUCGCCAGCAACAGAGGGAAGCCAGUGGAGAGAAGCCGUGGAAGGAAGUGGUGGACAGGGCCUCGUUUGUGACCAGGUGCAGCUUCUACUUAUCAGGGCUGCCUUCAUCCAGGAGGGAGGUUGGGGAAGAUUUGCCAGCCACCUCAGAGCUUCUCCAGCACCAGGCCCCUCUGGACACUGAAGAGCCACACAGUGGCAGUGAUACUUCCCAGAAAUUUCUUAGUGGAAAAGGUCAUAACCAGUGGGGUCAAUGUGGAAAUCCUGCCAGCCACAACCAGAAAGUUGUUCAACAGGGCGUCUGCAAGGGAGAAGUGAAUUAUGCAUGUAACAAAUCUGGAAAAAUUUUUAGAGGAAUCUCUAGCCUCAUGCAAUAUAGGAAAGUUCACAGUGGAGAAAAGCCAUAUGAGUGUAGUGAUAGUGGGAAGGCCUUCGGAUAUAAGACUAACCUCAAUCAACACCACAGACUUCACAUUGGAGAAAAGCCCUAUGUGUGUAGUGAUUGUGGGAAGUCAUUCAGACAAAGGCGUAACCUUACUAAGCACCAGAGAGUUCACACUGGAGAAAAACCUUAUAAGUGCAAUGAAUGUGGGAAGUCCUUUAGACAAAGGCAUACCCUCACUGAACACCAGAGAAUUCACACUGGAGAAAAACCUUAUGAGUGCAGUGAAUGUGGGAAAUCUUUUAGAUGCCAUGGUAACCUUUUUACCCACAGGAGAAUUCACACUGGAGAAAAACCUUAUGAGUGCAGUGAAUGUGGGCAGUCCUUCAGACAAAGGUGUAACCUCACUGAACACCAGAGAAUUCACACUGGAGAAAAACCUUAUGAAUGCAGUGAAUGUGGGAAAUCUUUUAGAU
Molecule: messenger RNA, 1216 nt
Organism: Myotis myotis
Lineage: Eukaryota; Metazoa; Chordata; Mammalia; Chiroptera; Vespertilionidae
Product: zinc finger protein 551-like
Exons: 3
Biological process (GO): negative regulation of transcription by RNA polymerase II
Molecular function (GO): DNA-binding transcription repressor activity, RNA polymerase II-specific
Source: RefSeq, a predicted model, not a curated record